GUGUCAGCCGGAGGAGGCGGAGCCGGUUAGGAGAGAAGGAGAGGAGGCGCGCGGAUCUGCUCUGUCCUUGGAUUCUCUGGCAGCGAAUCCGAGUGCCCACGCCGGAGCCGCGCGCGGGGUGGGCGAGCCGCUGCGGCGCCUCUGCUGUGCCCUAGGCCGCUGCUCGGUGGGCCAGCAGAGGGGGCCGGCCGCUCCGUGGGUCGCCGUGGGACACGCAGCGUGCGGGGUGGGGCGUGCCGCGGCGGCGCCUGUCCGCCGGAGGUGCGGCGCCCCAGGCUUGCUCCUCGGUGGGCUAGGAGAGGGGCCGGGGGCGCUCGGUGGGCGGGCCAACGCUCGGGGUGCGGCGGCGCAUGUCCGACGGCCGUGCGGCGCCUCCCGUGCGGCUGGGAGGUGGGCCACCGCUCAGUUGGGCCCACCUGCCAGCGGGCGUCCUUGGCAUGUGGGUGCGGACGGCAAGGAGGCGAUGGGCACAGCACACCAGCCGUGCCGCCUGAUCCGUCCAGGCCCCCCGUCGGAACAGGGCCCAGGCGGCGACGCACGGCGUUCUUCGUCGCGCGGGCGCUGCACGCGAGGACGCCCCCCGUCGGAGCAGUUGCCGAGGGCGGCCAGUCCCAUCGGCGCGUGCUCCCGGGAUUCGAUGUCGUCGAGAUAAGUUCCCCCUUCCUGCCACCAUCUCCAUAUCCUUCCCUCACUUUUUUCUUCCUUUCGCCCAGUUACGAACCCUGCCUUCCUCCUCCCGUUUCCCCACAGACCCCUGCGCCUUGCUUCCAGAUCUGUGAGCUCCAGCUCUUUUGCCUGCUGCUCUUUGUGCUGCAUUGAAUAUGCCGUGCCAGGACCUAAACUGCCAGGUGUUUGCUCUUCCGGUGCAGGUGCAGAGGCGGCCAUGGAUUCGGUGACCUACGUCCAGUGCAGGCAGUAAGCUUGUUGGAUUACGUCAGCAGGAUCUCAGUGUUAAGGCCGUAUAUGAGCCAAUUACCUGGAUUGAUGGCGCUACCUCCUCUCAACAAAAAAAGGCUGCUGAAGAGAAGAAGGUGUCUGAGAUCUUGAAUCUGAAUCCAUUUGAAUGUUAGAAAAAAUGAGUUCUUGGUUACGGUAACAUUAAAGAAAAUUGAUGAUUCAUGGUGGUACAAUGCAUGCAAGAAAUGUAUGAAAACAGCUAAGGGUCAUGGUGAUUCAUACAAGUGCACUAAUCCUAAAUGUGGUGCCAUUGGAGUGCCCUAUCAGAGGUUCAAGCUAUCGAUACUUGCUGGAGAUGAGACUGGUGACACUGAUUUCAUUCUUUUUGGACGUCAAGCUCAAUGGCUUGUCAAAAAAAAAAACAGCUGAUACCCUUGUGGCUGAUAACCCAAUUGGUUUUAACCCAGAUGAACUUACAAGGCUUCUCGAAAAGAUUUUCACAUGGAGCGUUAGUUUUACAGACAGCACAACAGACUCACACAAAAUCACCUUUUAAGUUAAUGCAAUAGUGGGAGAGGUGAAUGAUGGUGGUGCUGUCAUUCCAGCAACACCAGGAGCACCCCAAACAUCAUCUACUAUGUCCUCUUUGCUUGCUGCUACUGAAGCUAGCCUUCCCUCAAACACCACACCAACUAAAAUAACAUUGGGUGUUCCUGAGCCAGCAGACACUCCACAGAGUAUAAGGAACAAUGCUCAUGAUCAGGAUAAGACCUUGAUUGCUGCUCCAAAUGCACCUGGUAAUUCCUCUACAAAGACACAAAAAAGCACUACAAAAAAAGGUCCCGUCCAUCCCCUAGGAAGAAAGUUGCUAAGAAGCUAUUUACUGGUGAAGAAACUGCAGAUGACGGUGGUGGCAAUGACAGUGGUGCAGCCACCUCUAGCCAGAACAGCUUCUCCUACCAUAUAAACAAAGGAAGCUGGUGUGGUGGCCAAGUUCCGCCCAGAGUUAGUGCAUCAAUACUAGCUAGAGACAUAGGACAAUGAGCCUAGUGUUGAGGAAGUCCUCACCCGUGGUGGUCAGGCCAUCGCCGGAGCAGGUGACGAUGAGGGGCACCAUAAAACUAUCGUCCUUCGACAAGAGUCUGAACAAUUUGCCGAACACAUCGUUGCUCAUGUUCGAGCAUCCAAUCCACAACGCUGCCGGGACCAUACAGGCCGCCCUGUCCCGAGCACUAGCCCAUUACUACCCUAUUGCUGGUCGCAUCAUUGCAGGAGGAGGAAGCAGCGGCGGCGGCGACGACGACGUCUACAUCGAGUGCAACGACGAGGGCGUGGCAUUUGUAGCGGCAUCCACCUGCCACGCCCUGAAGGAUGUCAUCUGCUUCGACCGAUGGCCGGACGCGAGGAAGCUGCUCGAUGAGCUUGUCGACGUUGUCGUCCACUACCCAGCCAUGGCCUGUGCCCCCCGUGACCCUUUGCUGAUGAUGCAGGUGACCGAGUUCUCGUGCGGCGGUCUCGUCCUCGGGGUGACCUGGAACCACGGCAUCGCCGACGGCGUCGGGAUGGGCCAGUUCUUGCAGGCCGGCGGCGAGCUCGCCGGCGGGUUGCCAUCGCCGUCGUUCGCGCCGGUCAGGUGGGACGGUUCGCUCCCAACCCUCCCUCCCUCCAUCCUGGAUGCGGAGGAGCACAUGCUGAGCCUAGAUCCACUGAACGGCGAUCUCGCUACUCUGGACAUCACCAUCCCGUUGACAUCGAUUGACCAGAUCAGAUCUGACUUCAGCGGCAGAUUCCAUGGCCAGCCAUGCACCACGUUCGAGGCGGUCCUCGCUGUCCUGUGGCGGUGCCAGACGCGAGCAAUCAGGCUCGAUCCGCAGACCCCAAUCCUGCUCAUGUUCGUCGCCGAUGUGCGCAAGCACGUCGGUGCUAAGAAAGGCUACUACGGGAACUGCACCAUCGAUCAGGUCGUCGUGGCUACUAGCAGCGCGGUGGCGGACGGAGAUGUCAAGGAUGUAAUCAUGGCGAUCAAGCACGCCAAGGACCAGAUACCUAGCCGGCCGAAGAUGACGACGGGUCAGCACGAGCUCUGCAAGGUGCCUGCGUACCAUACCAUGAUGGUGUCAUCGUGGCGGAACCUUGGCUUCGACCAGAUGGAUUUGGGGAGCGGGAGGCUGGCGAGGGUGACGACCUCCGGGAAACAUAUGCCACCAGCAUCGGCCGCGCAGGGCUUUCUGUCCAGUGGCAGGGAUGGGGUCAGUGUGCUGUCGGCCUUAGUCACGACACGGACGCUUUCCUUGCAGAAUUAGACAAGUUUAUAUGAGAUCUACCUUAAUUUCGUUCUACCAUGCCUUUUCUGCCUCUUGUAAUUUUAUAAGUGUCAUGCCUCUCGAGGUUUAAUAUUUCUCGGGGUCAAACUUUAAACCAUUCGGAUCUGGAGUUCUGGACCAAACCUUUUCA
Panicum virgatum (switchgrass) is the source of this 3351-nucleotide messenger RNA. Its product is annotated as acyl transferase 15-like. The coding region runs from base 1938 to 3200 and encodes 420 amino acids. The record is from RefSeq and is a predicted model, not a curated record. The transcript is spliced from 8 exons. NCBI's taxonomy places the organism in Eukaryota, Viridiplantae, Streptophyta, Magnoliopsida, Poales, Poaceae.